ACAGGUACCACUUCAAAGCUCGAAUAUCCGGCCUCUGAUCUGAUUGCUGCAGACCCGUCAGUCCUUAUGCUCAGAAAAUUAUAUGUCGGGUCCGUCGCCGCCACAUCUCUCUGCAUAACUGCCAAAGCUGUUCGAAAAUGUUUUAGAGAAGGGGUAUUGCCCGACCAUGGAACAGUAUGUAACAUUGAGGAUAGCAUGUUCCUAGAUCAGCCAAGAACAUUAGUGACGGUGUUGAAAGAGGAAGAGUCCAAACUUUGA
Messenger RNA from Acaulospora colombiana, 258 nucleotides. Lineage: Eukaryota; Fungi; Glomeromycota; Glomeromycetes; Diversisporales; Acaulosporaceae. The record is from the annotation of a GenBank genome assembly.